Messenger RNA from Lachancea dasiensis, 636 nucleotides. NCBI's taxonomy places the organism in Eukaryota, Fungi, Ascomycota, Saccharomycetes, Saccharomycetales, Saccharomycetaceae. The record is from the annotation of a GenBank genome assembly.
AUGGUCACGAACACCUUAGUAAUCACGUCUGAUUUGGUCAAUGCUGGUGAAAAUGCAGCUCUAGAGCUACUUCGUGAAUUUUUGGAAGAUACAGUUCUAACACGAUUUCAUAUUACACAAAAGCUUCCAUUGCAGCUAGUUGCUCUUCCGGCCUUGCAGAGAGCGAUAAUCGUGUGCCCGACCCAUGAGAUAGCUCAAUCUAUCGCAGACAGAAAAGAAGAUUGGCCCCAGUUGGCACCGUACACUUUCCGAUUUUCUAUGAUCGAUGCGACGUCUGGAGACUCUCCAAGAUAUUUGGAGCUACCGAAACACAAAGCGCUUUUCCUGGUGUCUCCACCGACGUCGCCUCCACCAGAAUUCGACUACUCUCGGCUAGAGGAGUCACCCAACCGCCACAAGGGGUUAUGGCCCGUGAGCUGCGCACGCGACAUCAAAACAGACCCCGAGCACUGCCAGAAAGAAGAGCGCCACCACGUCCUGCUAAAGCAUCCAAACGCCUCCAUAACACUCGACAGCGUCCCCUCCGCCCAAAUGGACUACACGGUUUCCGUGGGAAGUGACAGUGAUCAAUUCCCCACUAUUGAUCGUUUUCGGACGGCUGUUCCUCCCAGAUCGGUCUUCGACGACAUAGAGUGA